GCCGUAAGGAGGAAGGCAUGGGGUGUACGUCCUCUCUGCGCUAGGGAGUUGAUCCGACGGGAGGUGCUAGGGUCACGUGACGACACUGCCGGCGGAGAGGGGAGGGGGCGGGCUCGGGACGGAGGGGCGGGGCGACUCGUUUUCCUUUCGGGCCACGCGCGGCCGGAAGUGGUGGUCGCUGUGGAGAAUUCGGGAUGGGGACCUCCCUGGACAUCAAGAUUAAAAGAGCGAAUAAAGUUUAUCAUGCCGGGGAAAUGCUCUCCGGUGUGGUGGUCAUAUCUAGUAAGGACUCAGUCCAGCACCAGGGAGUGUCUUUGACAAUGGAAGGCACUGUAAACCUCCAGCUCAGUACCAAAAGUGUGGGUGUGUUUGAAGCUUUCUAUAAUUCUGUUAAGCCUAUCCAGAUUAUCAACACCACCAUAGAAAUGGUGAAGCCGGGGAAAUUUCCCAGUGGGAAAACAGAAAUUCCUUUUGAAUUUCCUCUGCAUGUGAAAGGCAACAAGGUUCUGUAUGAGACUUAUCAUGGCGUGUUUGUCAACAUUCAGUAUACACUGCGCUGUGAUAUGAGGCGGUCUCUGUUGGCCAAGGACUUGACAAAGACCUGUGAAUUCAUCGUUCACUCAACUCCUCAGAAGGGGAAGUGGACUCCAAGUCCUGUGGACUUCACCAUCACACCUGAAACCUUACAGAAUGUCAAAGAGAGAGCCUUGCUCCCCAAAUUUCUCAUCAGAGGACAUCUUGACUCCACUAACUGUGUCAUCACGCAGCCACUAACAGGAGAGCUGGUGGUGGAGACCUCGGAGGCCGCGGUCCGCAGCAUCGAGCUGCAGCUGGUGCGUGUGGAGACCUGCGGAUGUGCAGAAGGCUAUGCCCGCGACGCCACAGAGAUUCAGAAUAUUCAGAUUGCCGAUGGGGAUGUCUGUCGGAGCCUCUCUGUCCCCAUACACAUGGUCUUCCCCAGGCUGUUCACCUGCCCUACACUGGAGACUACCAACUUCAAAGUGGAAUUCGAGGUAAACAUCGUUGUGCUUUUUCAUGCUGAUCACCUCAUCACGGAGAACUUCCCACUGAAGCUUUGCAGGACAUAGGCCACAAGGAGAGAAGUACAGAGCAUGGGAGUGGCCAUGUGGAAAUCCAGCUGGUUCUCUGACUUUUACAGGGAGCCAAAGCCGGCAGCACAUACUUGUUUUUGUGAUUAUUCUGUAUCAGAAAUGAAUCUGACUCUUCAAAUUAUAGUUACUCUUCCUCAUUUCCUCAAGGCUCCUACUUCCAACAGGUACUCUAAUCAGACCUUUUAUUUGAAAUUCAACAGGAUUGCUUACUGCUGUUUGCAAGAUCAUUUCACUGGAAACACUUCCUAUGGCUCCUGACUCACCUGUUCCUUUCUAGAUUCAGUAAAGCAGUUGUAACAGCAGUUUGAGCUUUGCUGGAAAGUGAGAUCAUAGGGACAAUAGGAACCUCUCUCCAGCUUGCUAAUGGAUGUGGCCAAGACUCCCGACAGCAGAGGGUCUGUGGCCAGGGGACAUCCAGUACGGCUGCAGGUGUACUCAUUGCUUAUGAAGUUUGUUGUAGAUACCCACCACAGAGGAGUGCAAGUGGCAACUGCAGGAAAUGUGGAGCUUUUUUCUCCUACUCUAUUCUCUAGUUCUUUUAUAACUUUUUUUUACUAUAACUUCACGUUUUUAGAGAACCGGGAAAAAGUAUUCCUUGCUCUCACAGGAGUGAGGGGAUAUGGUAUUGAUGGCUGGUGCUAGAGUCUUUCUGAAGCCUGAAGAACUGGCAUAAAACCUCAUGCUGCCAGAUUCCCAGAAUAUAUUUAAAUGCAAACUUAUGUCAGGGGGGAAAAAUGUAUGUUUGUUCCUGUUGUUAAUGGGUGGAUUCUGAAUGCCAGAUCAGUGCCCAGGGUGCGUGGAUGAAGGCCCCUCUCCACGGGGUGGUCCCAGGAAAAUGACCCUGACUUGAUGAGUUUGCCUGUCUCUAAUCUACCCGUGUGACCUGGUUUUGAGCCAGUGUCUUCCCUCCGCCUCCCAUCGUGGCUCACAGCGUAUGUCGAGUCCGUGGUGAUACAUUCCUCCUUCAAAUCCUGCCAUUGUUUUGUUGGCCCACAAUUAAUGAGACCUCCAAAUAAGACAUGCUGCUGUGCACACUAACUGGACUUCUUCAUAGCUGCUCCUUCUGGCUAGGCCUGGGCAAGGCAGGCUCUAUGUACGUUGUCCCAUCAUGACAUUUGGUGACAUGUGAUGCUGAGGGUGAACAAACCUGAUUUAGGCACUGUUUUAUCCUAGGGCUUCACUAGUGAAACUGAUAAAGCUUAUUAUCUGAGUCACUUGAAAGUUGGUUCUCAGAGAAUACAUUUCUGGUAUAUAUACCAAGUGUCCUUUUGUGCUCACAUGACAUUAAUAAUUACCUGUCCUUGAUGAUGUGUUUAAAACAAGUAGCAGAAAAUAAAGAGGCCAUACUUCCUGGGCAUUUUUAAGGAA
This is a messenger RNA of Galeopterus variegatus (Sunda flying lemur), 2480 nucleotides long. It is a transcript of the gene VPS26C, whose product is annotated as Down syndrome critical region gene 3. Lineage: Eukaryota; Metazoa; Chordata; Mammalia; Dermoptera; Cynocephalidae. Gene Ontology annotation, biological process: intracellular protein transport. The record is from RefSeq and is a predicted model, not a curated record. Gene Ontology annotation, cellular component: endosome. The transcript has 8 exons. Bases 195 to 1088 code for a protein of 297 amino acids.